AUGUUUGUUCACACCAAUACGGACGAUGUGAUAAACAUCUCAGUUGCAAAAUUAUCUAAUGCAAACAAGAAAUUCCCCAGACGCACAUCUGUUACUCCAGCAGCCGCAUCUUAUACGCGACCAAGUAAUGAAUCCUCAAACAAGACAGGACGCUUAUCUCUUGCAUCUGCCAGCUCGGACCGUAACAGCAUUGAAGCUAGCGGAUUCAACGCCGGCGAGAAACUUAGGCGAAUGUCUACUUUGUUUAGCAUAGACAGGUCAAAAACACGUGAAGCCAUCAUGGCAGUGUUGGAAGAUCCAGCCAGAACAGAAUAUCGGAAGCUGAAAAACACAAACGAGCAUUUAACCGCGGAGUGGAAACAGCUGCGUAAGUUUGUGGAACAACUAGCAAGUGAUUACGAAUCCACGAGGCAACUGGACCCUAUUCGGCGCUAUCGGCAACUCCAAGCAAUGACUAAGCGAACAGUGAUGCAUCUACGAUUAACUGAAGUCGGUUGUCUGUCGGGAGAUCCGUUGAAAGCGGAGGUUCCGGUUCAAGGAAGUAUUCUUCAAAGUGAAGCGAAAGAGAGGGAGAUUGAAAAACGAAUUAUGCGGAUGUGUGAAAAUUACACCGUUGAAGAGCUUGGGCCAGAAAAUCGACGACUUCGUGAGAACAACGACCGGUUAGAGACCCGUAUCCAACUUAUCGUCCAGACUAUCAAUGAACUGGAUGUACUUUAUCGUUCCAGCAAGAGUGAUAGUUUUGUGAAACGAUAUGGUGCUCUACGGGAAGCAAUCAAAGAGAUUGUUACCAAUAAGGAACUCAUUGGAGCACCGUGAAGAAGGCCGUCUCACAGGAAAUCUGCAAGACAACACCGCAGUUUGCAAACAUCCAAAGAAUAACUUUUUACUUUCACGUUAUCCAGAGUACUGCGUAUUUUUUCCAUGUAUACCAUUUUAUCUUGAACUAUUGGCAUUAUAUGUUUUGUGUUUAUUCACUAAAAGCAUUGUCACAGUAUUUUUGUGUCCAAAUUUCAAAACUUGGCUUAAGUACGGUUUUGUUUGUACCUUGGAUCUUGUGUUCCGAUAAAAAUUAGUAUCUAUAUGACCCUUUGUUUAAAUCACAAAUUUGUGCUAUGUGGCUGACUUUCACUUCCUCCAAAGGAACGCUUUUUUGUGUUGGUAUAUUUAUUUAAUGUCCAGGAUUUUGAGGUGGUAUUCUGUGGGCCCCAAGUUACAGCCUGCAGGGAGAAAAUGAUCGCUUUGUUCCGUAAUUCUAUAUAAUUCGACAUAAAUUUCUCCCAUACGAAGAUGGCAGCUGAUCUAAAUACACAAUUCUUGGUCUUGAAGUAAUAAAUGUAUUGUUUGAAGCUGUUUC
This is a messenger RNA of Opisthorchis viverrini, 1357 nucleotides long. RefSeq lists its product as hypothetical. The coding region runs from base 1 to 819 and encodes 272 amino acids. The record is from RefSeq and is a predicted model, not a curated record. NCBI's taxonomy places the organism in Eukaryota, Metazoa, Platyhelminthes, Trematoda, Opisthorchiida, Opisthorchiidae. The transcript has 4 exons.